GAACACACAGAAUUUGGGGUUUAGGAAAUUGGGGGUUUUUCGUCUACAUCUUGCAGCAGCACCAGACCUGCCUCCGGCCACCUUUCUCUCUCUCUCUCAUUCGCCCUCCUUCCACGACGAGAGCACUCUCCGUUUGGAGGAUCAACGGCCUACCGCAUUUCCGAAUUGGUGUGAAACACUGUAGUAUCACAUUCGUGCAUUUGAGAACGAGAGACCGAGUUCGACGGCGAAAUAACCAGUUGAAUAUAAGUCGGUAUGGCUUUGUUGGUAUCCAGAAGGCUUUUGCGUUCAUUUGGUUCUGUAUUGGCAUCAGGCCGCUGUGAUUCUUCAAGUAAUUUAUAUCCAUCAUCAUUUCGUGCUACUUUCGAUUUUUGCGGCCAUGUUCCCGGGGAUACCUUACUUUCUGGAGAGUUGUCAGCUGUUUUCAAGCCUGGAUCAUUUUUUCUAGCAAAUCGAAGGCUUUCAACCUCCAACCCGACUCCCGAAUCAAGUGGAGGUGCCUUUCCCUCUAAUUUAUUGUCUGCAAAGCCUGUGGUUGCAUCAGAGCGUUCUAUAGGGCUCGGUCAGGACCUUGUGAUUCCAGUGACAAAUUUUCAUUAUGAAGAUAAAGGCUUCACAGUUUUGGCUGGUGAUGUUUUCGAUGUACCUAUUAGGAAGGAUAUUAUUCAUCGGGUUGUACUAUGGCAGCUAGCAAAACGACAACAGGGAACACAUUCAACAAAAACUAUUAGUGAGGUUAGUGGGACUGGGAGAAAGCCAUGGAAUCAGAAGGGUACUGGUCGAGCAAGGCACGGAACAUUGCGUGGUCCCCAGUUCAGAGGAGGAUGCACAAUGCAUGGUCCUAAGCCGCGAAGCCAUGAAAUUAAGCUGAAUAAGAAGGUUCGGCGUCUAGGACUAAAGAUUGCUCUGACAGCUCGAGCAGCAGAGGGAAAGCUUCUGGUUUUUGAAGAUUUUGAGGUCCCCACGCAUAAAACCAAGAAUAUUGUAAACUACGUCCAGCAAAUGGAGGGCUCCAAGAAAUUUUUGCUGGUGGAUGGUACUAAAACAGAGGAUGGUAAACAAAUGUUACCCGAAAAGCUCAAGUUGGCUACACAAAAUUUGCAUUAUGUGAACGUGCUGCCCGCAGUAGGUUUGAACGUCUACAGCAUCCUGCAGCAUGACACACUGGUGAUGACCCGAGCAGCUGUAAAUGAAAUUGUCAAGCGGAUGCACACUCCAAUCAACCGUUGACGUAGUAUCUAAUCGUCUGCUCCACUUCAUUACUUGUAGCUCAUAUAGGUACCGGCUUUUGUUUUUUGAAGGGGCUAAAAGAACGCCAAAAGUUUUAGCCGAAAAAUAAUGUGUUGAUUUUCGUACAGUAUGCAGAUCAAAUUAAGUGAUUGAUACGUUGAAUUCUAUGUCUUAGGUUAACUUCACCGCAAAAUUUUGUGUUGGAUAUGAAGUGAGGUUUAGAGGACAUUCAUUCAUUCCAUAGCUGUUAAAAUGUUGUGCACCUUUGCUGUUAUGAAGGUAAUGUUACAUUAUGGGGUCGCAGUCAUUUUAGAAAAUGUGUCCAAUUUUAGUAAAUGAGUUGGAUUUCUCGUU
Molecule: messenger RNA, 1584 nt
Organism: Malus domestica (apple)
Lineage: Eukaryota; Viridiplantae; Streptophyta; Magnoliopsida; Rosales; Rosaceae
Source: RefSeq, a predicted model, not a curated record